This is a messenger RNA of Polyodon spathula (Mississippi paddlefish), 1115 nucleotides long. It is a transcript of the gene f8a, whose product is annotated as coagulation factor VIII associated. The transcript has 12 exons. The coding region runs from base 102 to 1070 and encodes 322 amino acids. Gene Ontology annotation, molecular function: protein binding. Lineage: Eukaryota; Metazoa; Chordata; Actinopteri; Acipenseriformes; Polyodontidae. The record is from RefSeq and is a predicted model, not a curated record. Gene Ontology annotation, cellular component: early endosome. Gene Ontology annotation, biological process: vesicle cytoskeletal trafficking.
CAUAUUGACAGAUUACAUAAUCAAUUAGACUCAUUCAUUCAAUACCGCGGUAUAGAGAACCUGCGUGACGUCAAAUCGGUGACGACACGCCCUCAGCAGACAUGGCGGAGGCGGCGGCUUCAAUCCUCGGCUUCCCUCCCCCAUUGAGAAACAGCGUGUCUCCGCCGGUCCGCCCUGACGCCGGGCUGGACGCAGCCGCGCCCUCACUCGAAAUGGCGGCCGAAGGCGAUUUCUUGCUUCGUUACCGAGCCGUGUCGAACAAACUGAAAAAACGUUUCUUAAGAAAGCCGAACGUGGCCGAAGCGAGUGAGCAGUUCGAUUCGGUUGGUUUUCACUUAAUUAUGGAAGACAUGCUACAUGGUCCCGGAGCGAUGGCGCGCUGUGAGCAGACUCUGUUCAACGCCCCGGGCGAAGCCCUGUCGCUCACUGAAGCCGCCCGUCUCUUCAUGGAGGCUGAGCGGGAGACGCAGCAACUGCGAAGCCCAGGCUUCGAGGAGCACCUGCAGGCCGCGAUCAACUGCUACAGCUUUGCAGUGAAGGUCUAUAUUGAAAUGAAUCAGCCAGUGAUGGCAGCCAGUCUGUGUCUUGAACUGGGAAACGCACUGAAGUGCUCAGAGGCUGCAGUUUAUUUCCAGAGAGCUGCAGAGCUGCAGAUUCAGGUUCCUAUGGAAUGCCUGCUUUCACUGGGCUGUGCGGCCACUUGCAAAAUACUGACCCGAGAUUUUGAUGCAGCUCUCUCUCUCUUCACUGAAAUGCAGUUUCUCAUCCAGGAGAGGGCGCUGCAGGUCCCAGGAACCAGCACCCCAGUGGGCUCCUUCUCUGGAUGUGUCUGGCGCGGUGUGAGAUCAGCAAGGUACGGUGGGGGGCGAUUCAGCCACUGCCAGGUGAAUUUCCUGCAGGAGAGCGUGUUCCUUCUGCUGCAGUCAGUGGUGAUGGCCUGUCAGGAAAAGGACAUCGACUCCCUAAAAUCUCUGCAGAUGGAGCUGUGGCCUCUGCUCAGCCCUGAACAGAAUCAGCUGCUUCACCUGUUGGUUCUGGAGAGAGUGUCUGCGUCCGGGCAAGGGGUCUGAUCCUGGGCCCGGCUGGACUGACUUCCGUCUGUGAGGGGCUGUUUC